AAUGCAAUGGCGGACAGGAUGAAGUUGAAUGACGAAAACGGUGUGUGCGAUAAACAAAGGGGAAAUGUUGCCAUAACUACUUCUAGUAAGGAAAUAUCAAGCUACAGAGACAGUAUGUUAAUUCUUUUGAAUCUGCUCACAGACUUCGGGAGUGAGCUGAAAUUGGGUGAAGCUGCACUGAAAAUCAGCGCCAGCUUAGAAGCAGUGGAUGUGUCAUCUCUUCAACCACCUCGUCAUGUGUUCACCUGUCUUCAGCAACACAUCUCCAAACUACAGUCAGUUUCAGACAACCUGAGGGUCCUGGUGGAGGCAGAAGACCAGUCCUCGUCUUCAAAGAGCAACAAGGAUGAAACCACUAGCACACUCUAUUCUGAUGAGAUGACCAUAGACUCGCCACCCAUUCUACCUGCAGCUCAGCCAACCCGGCCAGAGGUAGAGGAGGAGGGCAAGUUGCAGGUUGAUGACCUCAGCAUUCAGAUCAGAGCCAACAAAUCAGAGAUUGAUAGGAGGAUAUCUGCAUUUAUAGAGCGAAAGCAGCUGGAGAUCAAUGAAAACAACGUGAGGGAGUUCUGCAACGUGAUCGACUGCAAUCAGGAAGACAGCUGUGCCAGAACAGAUGCAGUAUUCACACCCUACCCAGGCUUCAAAAGUCAUGUUAAAGUGACUCGUGUGGUGAACACCUACGGGCCUCAGACUCAUAGAGGGGGAGGGUUAGGAGGAGGUGCCUUGGGGGAGGCUGAGGAGCAGCAGAGGGCCAUGGUGUCUAGAGACUGUGGGAAUCCAGCCAUAGAGGAACGCCUGCACAACAUCGAGACACACCUAAAGCUCCCAACAGAGGGUCCAGUGCCUUUAAGUGUGUACCAGAGGCUGAAGAAGCUUGAAGAUCGGAUCCUGGAGUUGGAGGGACUUUCCCCGGAGUACUUCCAGUCUAGUUACCUACACAAGCGACCAAAGACAUCAAUGUCUCAGGUCUGCAGUCUGUCGGAGCUGGAUGUGAAGAUCAGUGCUGUCAAAGCGGCCUUGCUGAAGAGGAUGGGGGAAUUUGGGCCGGUAGAGUACGACACCGAGUGUCCACUCUGACCCCCCCAACCUUUUGACCCCCAGCCAUAUUGAUCAGGGAGAAAUCCAAACCAGUCUAAUCGGAAUGAAUAGCAGUAGAGUCGCAAUACGGAGUUUUACUUAUUCAGGGAAAUAAAACUAAUGCAUGUGAUAUCAGAAAUGGUUUAAUACAAUUAUCAACUGAAAAUAUUGUCAUAUAAUUAUAAAUACAGUUUUAUACCAAUUGAAGGAUAACUUCAAUUUAGACAUUUAUGGUUUCUUGGAAAGCUGCGAGUGCUAUUAUGAUACAAUGUCAGUACUUGUUGCAUUUACAACUUGUCUAUCAUCAGCUGAUUUCAACCAGAGUGUGGCUGUGGAUUGACUGCAUUGUCUAAUGGAAUGUUGGGAUAUUGGCAGUUUUUAAUUAAUUAGAAAAUGAAUGAAAUCAUUCCCCUAAAACUGUCUGGCUAGCUAGCUGACCAACAUCGCAGAUAAAUUCUUUGAAUGAAUAUUUUCUGAAUCACAGCACUGACCAACCAUGGUUGACCAACUCCCUGACCAAGAUGGCUGGCCUUUAUCCCAUCAUAAGAAGGUUCAUGUCCAUUCUGGUAUUCUAUUCCUAAUUCUGUGUGUCCUGAGCUGAAGGUCUUGGUUUUCAACCUUCGGGUUGAAAUGUUGCACUCCAUGAAACUACUGGAGAAUUCAAGUGUGUGUGUGGGUAUCUGUCUUUCUAGCAUGAUGUGGCUCUGCGGCUCCCGUUUUUUUUGGGAUCUAUAGUCUGCCCCACUCAAAGUCCCGGAGCUUCCUGAAGCUUCUGCGCAUGUAUAUAUUCUCUACUUUACGCACAGAGAACAGGCUACUCGCGUGAAUGGUGCUCGUUUAAUAAAGUUCGAUCAAAGCUGAAACCGUGUCGGCAAGAUCGCAUAAUGAUAAUAUUCGACAUAGAGAUUGAUAUAAUAGCGUAGUAUAACAUUACUGCAAGACAAAAAUGGGGAUAUGCAUUUAGAUCUUGAGUUAUACAGUGUGUUUUUUUCAAAGUAGUCUACAGUGUUGUUUUGAAUGAUGUACAGUGAAUUAAUUUUAGAGCAGAUUGAGUAAACAAACUAGCAUAGCCUACCUGUGUAUUUUGCCCAGUGGCGCAUGCUGUUGUGUUUUGGCCACAUGAGAGAGAGAGAGAGAUGCGUUGUUGUUUUUUAGAAACGUUAUAUGCUGCUAUUACAUUAUUUUGCUGUUAUGGAGAAUACUAUGCUCAUUGUGAUGUCGCAGACAUUGCUUCAGACAUUGAUCUAACUUGAUUCAGUGUUGAUUCUUCCUCCUUUUUGCUGUUGUGUUGCAAAGUUUUAACGUUGAUGUUUUUGUAAAUAAAUUCUCUUUCAUUUGGCGAA
Oncorhynchus masou masou (cherry salmon) is the source of this 2423-nucleotide messenger RNA. RefSeq names its product MAP3K12 binding inhibitory protein 1 (gene mbip). The coding region runs from base 7 to 1080 and encodes 357 amino acids. Lineage: Eukaryota; Metazoa; Chordata; Actinopteri; Salmoniformes; Salmonidae. The transcript is spliced from 9 exons. The record is from RefSeq and is a predicted model, not a curated record.